Messenger RNA from Lasiodiplodia theobromae, 1299 nucleotides. Its product is annotated as C6 zinc finger domain-containing protein. Lineage: Eukaryota; Fungi; Ascomycota; Dothideomycetes; Botryosphaeriales; Botryosphaeriaceae. Gene Ontology annotation, molecular function: zinc ion binding; DNA-binding transcription activator activity, RNA polymerase II-specific. The record is from RefSeq and is a predicted model, not a curated record. The coding region runs from base 1 to 1299 and encodes 432 amino acids. Gene Ontology annotation, biological process: regulation of transcription by RNA polymerase II. The transcript has 2 exons.
AUGCCCGAUGAAUCGCAGUCCAAGCGCCCCGCUACCAGGCGAUCGCACAAGAAGACGCGCACCGGCUGCGUGCAGUGCAAGCAGCGCCGCGUGAAAUGCGACGAGAAGAAACCCUCGUGCGGCAACUGCAUAAAGCGAGAGCAGUCAUGCAGCCUUCAAUUCGUCGUCCCCAAUCUGCCCUACAGCCGCCCAACAACCCAAAAGUCGACCCUUUCAGAUAGCAGCAGCCGCACCCAAUCACCCGUCGCCCUCGCCCCAAACAUACAGCCAAAUCCCGCAUCCCCGUCGCCGGCACUCGCAUCCCCAGCCCCUACUUCAAUUCCACUUACCUUCUCUGUCGAGGACAUGGAACUCUUGCAUCAUUACACCGUCUCCACCAGCCUUACCUUCUCCACCCGCUCCGACGUCCUCGAAGUCUACAGAUUAGCCGCCCCCGAAAUCGCCUUCUCGGAUCCACCCCUGAUGCACGGUCUGCUCGCCAUUUCCGGUCUGCACCGCGCUCACUGCUGCAGCGACAUCGAGAAGCGCCGCCGUUACAGCACCAUCUCUGCCGCCCAUCAGAACAUUGCCCUCUGCGCCUUCCGCGAGCGCCUGACCAACCUGACCCGCGAGACUUGCCCUGGCGUCUUCCUCUUCUCCGCCUGGCUGGCCCUGUAUGUUCUCGGUUCCAUGCACCGCCUCCAAUCCGCCGACCCCAAUGCCGCCUCCGUCAUCGACUUCGAGGAUCCGUCCGAAUGGAUGCGCCUGAUGCGCGGCGUCCCGUCCAUCCUGCGCCAGAGCGCCGUGUGGGACUGGAUCCGCGAGAGCCCUCUGCGACCCAUUCUCGAGCCGGGCUUCGUCACCGAAGAGCCGCUGUCCCCGGACAUGGAACGUCGCUUCGCGACGCUGCGCCGCGUGCUGGUCGACGAGCCUCUACCCAUAUCAACACCAGACGCCCCUCAGAUGGACGACGAGGAGCGCAGCGUCUACGCCGAGUGCCUGUCCAUGUUGCAGAUGUACACGGCCUUCAUCCUGCGGCCUUCGACGCCCGAGGGCCCGCUAGACCUGGUCGGCACCACGAUGAUCUGGCCGAACGUCGUGCCCGAUCGCUGGGUCGAUUAUCUGGGACAGCAUCGGCCCGGUGCCCUGGUGAUGCUGGCUCAGUUUGCAGUGCUGGUGAACAACUUGCGCGGCUUCUGGUGGGCCAAGGGUUGGGGCCAAGGGCUAAUCGUCACCGCGUGGAAACUGCUGCCGCCCGAGUGGAAGAGCUUAGUCGAGGAUCCGGCGGAGCGAGUGGGCUGUACGCUGGGUGCGAUAUAG